Molecule: messenger RNA, 1502 nt
Organism: Arabidopsis arenosa
Lineage: Eukaryota; Viridiplantae; Streptophyta; Magnoliopsida; Brassicales; Brassicaceae
Source: the annotation of a GenBank genome assembly
GGAAUCGGCGAGAGAGAAAGUAAGCCCUAACAUUGCUUGGUUGAUUUAGCAACUAUGGCACUGUCGCAGUGGAAGGAAGCUAUACUCGAAGGGAUUUUCAUGGAGAUUGAGGAUGGUGUUGUGGACGAUAAGAAUCUCGAGCGGUUUGAGAAUCUAGUGGAGAUUCUACACAAAGAAGGUUCUAAGGUACCCGAAUCAGUCACGGAAGCUUAUUGUAAAGUAGCUGUGGAGUGCACAGUGAAGUGUCUCGCUUAUGAGAAAGAUGCAAAAAAGGCUUAUGCUGAAGCAAUCAGAUCGAUAUGGCUGGGUAGGAUUAUGCCUUUAUGCGAUAAGGUUAGUUGUUUGGUUACUCUUGACCUCUUGAAAUGCUGUCGAAGAUUAUGGAAGGCCCACAAUGACGACAAGGCUUGUAAGACACUGAUGGAUGAAGCUACGAGAGACAAAGCUUUGGUUUCUUUGAUGAAGGUUGUUUUAGAUUUGAAUCCCAAACUUGUUUUAGAGAAUCCCAACAUGGAUGAAUCGGAGGAGAUUGAAUCUAGUGAAGAAUCUGAAGAGACAGAGUCAAUGGUUGAAGCAAGAGAGGGGGUGGUUAAUCAGAACAGUAAGGCAUCUGAAGCUAUGGAAGACAAACAAGAGAGCCUCUUAGAUACUGAACUGGAGAGACCUAUUUCUGGAGGGUCAAAAGCUGUAUAUGUACCCCGUCAAUUCAAGCCCAUUUCAUCUGCAGUUGUUGACAGAGCUCUCAGAGAGCUUAGAGCUAGUAAAAUCGAGCUAAUGAAUGCUUUAGAAAAAGGACGACCUUCAAAUUUAAACAAUGAGACGAUUACAGAACAAAAAAAUGAUGUUGCUAAUCCUUCUGCAACAAACGCUUCACCAAGGCCUAGCUUGAUGGAGCGACGUAGUACAGCACACACUUAUGAAUGGAAAGACUCCCUUGAUGAUUCAGAUGGAGAAAUGGGUGAUGAUGGUGAGAGGAUUAAUAAAUCAAAACGUAAAAGAAUUGCCGUGUCUCCUUUGAAAAGAAACCGAAGUUUAGAAGGUGCUAGAAGGACAAAAAUUCCUUGGAGUACUGCAGAAACGCUGGCUGUACUGAAAGGCUAUGAAAAGUAUGGUGCAAACUGGAAGCGGAUUAAAGAUGAGAAUCCAAUUCUAGUGCGCAGAACUAAUGGUGAUAUUAAAGAUAAAUUUCGAGUUGAGAUGAGGCGGGAAGAGCGCCAUCAUUGAGUAGCAUGAAAAAUUGAAAAUCAUAAUUGUAUCUCAUUGUUUUUACUCCUUCAAUUUUCCAUUCUUUGCUUAUAGGUAUUGGAGUACUGGAGUAGGCAUCAGACCUUUUUGUGAGUAGGCGAGUAACAACUGCUGAACAAUGACGUAUUGUGGCAUCUAUGGAAAGUAAAAAACUGGGUAACAUUUUGUAGCCUUUUGUCUUUUAAGACCCGUAGAAUCUCGUCUAUGAUGAUGAUUGUCUAGUGAAUCGUUUUGUGAAGUAAACUAGGUGCCUUAAC